Messenger RNA from Prunus persica (peach), 6456 nucleotides. RefSeq names its product probable disease resistance protein At4g27220. The record is from RefSeq and is a predicted model, not a curated record. The transcript has 6 exons. The coding region runs from base 307 to 4515 and encodes 1402 amino acids. Gene Ontology annotation, molecular function: ADP binding. Lineage: Eukaryota; Viridiplantae; Streptophyta; Magnoliopsida; Rosales; Rosaceae.
UUGGAAUUACCUUCUCUUGAAGCAAUGCCUGGUUCGUUAUCUUUCCCUUGUCUAUUUAUAGCGUAGGAAAACUCAUAGUGGCUUUUCCAUUUGAGUUCUCUGCUUAUGCAUUGCUUUCGUAUUUCUCAUAAUUCAGUUGUUUGUAUUGCCUUCUCCUUGAUUGCCUCAUCCUCGUGAUUUUUCAUUCAAUGUUAUGUUUCUCAUAACAAUUGGUGGAGAAACUACACUUAUACAAGCAUAUUAGAGAUUGGGAGACAAGAUACAGAGAUAAGCAUUUCAUCUAUGUGUCUUUGAUCUCACAAGGAAAUGGAUAUUGUUAUUUCAAUUGCUUCCAAAAUUGCAGAGUCCUUGGUGACACCAAUAGGCAGAGAAUUUGGCUAUUUGAUUUACUAUGAUACCAACAUGAAAGAUCUAAAGGAUGAACUUAAACAGCUUUUUGAGAUGAAAGAUGGGGUGCAAGAAUUGGUCAAUGCUGCCAAAAGGAAUGGUGAAGUUAUCAACUCUGAUGUUCAAAGUUGGCUAACAAAUGUUAACAAGUUAAUUCAGAAAGUGUCGCAUUUUGAGGAAGAAGUCAACAUGAAAAGGCGAUUCUUGUACCGGUGGAACAUAAGUAGGAAAGCCACUAAGAUUACACAAGAUGUUCGUCAUCUCCAAAAAGAAAGAACAUUCAAUAAUAAUGUUGCCCAUCCUGCACCUCCACCGAUGAUAUGGUCAACAUUCAAAGAAGGUUUUAAGGAUUUUAAAUCCAGAAUGACAUGUGUGAAUAGCGUGAUAGAGGUUUUGAAGAAUGAAGAAGUUAGAAUGAUUGGGAUUUGUGGUAUGGGGGGUGUGGGUAAAACCACAAUGGUGAAAGAAAUCAUCAAAAGAUUGGCAGGAUUGAAAGUAUUCGAUAAUAUUGUGAUGGCAGUUGUGUCCCAAAGCCCAAAUAUUCAGAAGAUUCAAUCAGAAAUUGCAGAGGAGCUGGGGUUUAAAUAUGACGAGAAUACCGAAAGUGGAAGAGCUCGAAGGCUCUACGGAACACUCAUGGAAAUAAAUAGGAUCUUGAUUGUAUUAGAUGAUGUGUGGACAGAGCUCGAUUUUGAGGCUAUAGGACUUCCUUCUGGACUUACUCAUAAAGGGUGCAAAGUUAUGUUGACCUCACGAAACUUGGAAGUGUGCAAUGCAAUGGGAAGUCAAGAAAUUUUUACAAUCCCAGUUUUAACACCAGAGGAAUCAUGGGAACUCUUCCGUGAAAUCAUAGGUAAACCCUUGGACUAUCCUGAUUUGGCGAAACGAGUCAUGAAUGAGUGUGCAGGUUUACCUAUUGCUAUUUUAACUGUUGCGAAAGCACUAGAAAAUAAGAGGAAGUAUGAAUGGGAUGAUGCCCUCAAACAGCUACAAAGUUCAGCUCCUGGAAGCAUCUCUUCGAUGAAUGACAGAGUUUAUUCAAGCAUACAAUGGAGUUAUGAUAGAUUGGAGAGUGAUGAAGCGAAGUCAUGCCUUUUGCUUUGUUGUUUAUUUCCUGAAGAUUAUGAUAUUCCAAUUGAGUAUUUGGUUAGAUAUGGAUGUGGUCGAGGGUAUUUUAGUAACACUGAUUCAGUGGAAGAAGCAAGAAAUAGAGUGCAUUCUUUGGUUGACAAACUUCAAAGAAGGUUUUUGUUGCUAGAUAGCAAAUUGAAAGACCAUACCAAGAUGCAUGACAUAGUUCGUGAUGUUGCCAUAUCAAUUGCCUCAAGAGAUCCACAUAGAUUUCUAAUAAGAUGUGAUGCUGAAAAGAAAGGGUGGCCAAAGAUAUACGACCAUUACACAACAAUCUCACUGAUACCAAUUAAUAUUGAUGAGAUCCCAGUUGGUCUGGAUUGUCCAAAACUUGAGCUUCUACACUUAGAAGGUGAACGUUAUUCGGAAAAUAGCAUGGACAUCAUGUGUAAAGGGAUGAAAAAGCUGAAGGUUUUAGCAUUGGUAGACGUGCGGGGGAUUUCAGCCUUGCCAAGUUCACUAGGACUACUGAAGAGCCUUCGAACCUUGUCCCUAAAUGGUUGUCGUUAUUUAACAAAUAUAUCUGAUGUUAUUGGAAGAUUGGAAAAUUUAGAGAUCCUCAGCUUUCGUCAAUGCUCUAGAAUCUUAAAGUUACCAAAGGAAAUUGGACUUCUUAAACAUUUAAGGUUGUUAGAUAUCACGGAUUGUAAUUGUCUUGAGAAGAUUCCACAUGGUCUCUUAUCGAGCUUAUCUAGUCUUGAAGAGUUGUAUAUGGAAAAUAGUUUUUGCAAAUGGGAACAAUCAGCAGCAGAAAGCGAAGAUAAGAGGAUGGCAAGCCUUGUUGAGGUGAUGUCUUUGUCUAAUCAUUUGAAGGUUUUAGUCAUAGUUAUACCAGAUUUCAACUUCUUUCCAAAAGACUGUUACUUGACAAUCCAGACAACAAUAAGAUUCCACAUAUCCAACAGAACGUUUCUACCAUGGAUUACAGGUAUUCCAUCUACAAGAACAGGUUGUUAUGCAUUUGAAAAUAAGUUGGAUAUUGUUAGCAGUGAUGCAACGGAAUUCAUGGAGAUUCAAACUGUUCGACUCUUAUUUAAGAAAUGUGAAGAUUUAUACUUGCAAGAGAUUAAGAAUUUAAAGUAUGUCCUCAAUGAAUUAGACCAAGAGGGAUUGCAACACUUAAAAGUUUUAACAAUUUCGGGCUGCCCUGAGAUAGAAUACCUUGUAAAUGGAGCAAGUUGGACUCAACAAACAGCCUUCCCUCUCAUCCAAUCAAUCCAACUCGAGUCGAUGCCCGAGCUAAGAGCGAUAUGCCCCGACCAACUUCCACAGAGCUCUUUUAUCAACUUAAGAUCUCUUGAAUUACAUAAUUGCCCCGUUUUAAAAUAUGUAUUUUCUCUAUCAGUAGCAAGCAACUUGGUUCAACUCCAAAGCUUACUUGUUGUCUUGUGUCCCCAAAUGAAAGAAAUCGUCUCAAAAGAGUGGAGGGAACAUGAGACCGCCUCGGACAUCAUAGCUUUCCCUAAAUUAAUAUAUUUGAUACUCCAAGGUCUAUCUAAUGAAUUCGUUGGUUUCUACGAAGCCAACAAGCUAUACUCCAACCAUGAGGUAACAACGCCUGAGAAUCAAAAUGUGGUAGGAACUUCAUAUGAUGUGCAUCAAUCUUCUAGAAGCUUUGAAAGAGCAGUAUUUCCAUCAAAGUGCAUUUUAUGGUUACAAAAUCUAGAAGAAGUGAAACUAGAAUAUUCCGAUGUAGAUGUGUUCUUUAAUUUGAAAGGCCAUAUGGUUAGGGAUGGGCAGGCAGUUCCAGCAUUUUCUCAUUUACAAAAUUUGUUCAUACGGGAUUCUCGAUGUCAACACCUUUGGAAGAACAUUCCGCGUGGAUUCCAGGGCUUCCAAAACUUAAGAUAUUUAAAAAUACAAGAUGGUGGUGAUCUCCAGUAUGUGUUCCCACAUUCAAUUGCCAGGCUACUUGUGAAUCUUGAAGAGCUCAACAUAGCGCAAUGCUGGGAAAUGGAAACUAUAGUCAGAUCUGCAGAUGAAAAUGAAAAAGAGGAUCAGACGAGCAUGACUUUGUUUCCCAAACUAAAUAGUUUUGAUCUACACUGGCUUCGGAGUCUUGAGAGUCUUUGUCCUGAUGCUUCUACUUCUUUAUGUUCAACCGCCAAAGUUAUGUCUGUGAAAAGAUGCGACAAACUGAAGACAUUGGCUUCAGUAAUUCCACAGAUAAAAAAGUUGGAGAAAGAUUCAACAGCUCAUCACGAAGAUGAAGACGAAGAUAUUUCAUCAAGAUCAUGUGGAUGUACACCUUAUUCAUGUGGCCCAAUGACCAAACCAACUUCAAGAAGAAAUAUUGUUCAAAUAUUGCCACGUCCAGUCAAUCAAGAGGUUGCACCAACAAAUCUUGAUCAAGACUCAAACGAUUACGAUAAUCUAGAACGUCUUUCUGUACAAUCUUGUAAGUCAUUGGAAGUUGUUUUCCAACUCAAGGGACCAAAGGCUGUGGAAAGCCACAAUGUUCAAGCAUUCAAUAAGUUGUGUUACUUGUUGUUAAACAAAUUGCCAAGUUUAAUGCACGUAUGGGAAACGGGCGGUUCGCCUCAUAUCACAGGCUUUGGAAACUUAACAUUCUUAAGUGUAUCCCACUGUGGCAGUUUGCGAUAUUUGUUCUUGUCAACUGUAGCCAAGCUCCUUAUCAGUUUAAAGGACUUAAAAGUUGGGAACUGUCAGAAGAUUGAACAAGUUAUUGCAGAAGCAGAUACUGAAUGUGCUGACCAGGAAAUUACAUUUCGUCAACUGAAUUCCAUAACGCUUGAAGAUCUACCAAACCUCAUUUGUUUCUCUAUUGAAGCUUAUACUUUGAAGUUUCCAUGUUUGAGGGAAUUGAAGGUUAUAAGAUGUCCAGAUUUAAGGACAUUUGCUUCUAAGGUUGUCAACGCACAUUCUGUAAUCAAAGUACAGACAGAGUUCGGAAAGUCUGAGUGGAUGGGGGACCUCAAUAGCACUAUAGGGAACAUUCAUGAAAAAAGGGAAACACAGAAGUGCAGAGCACAUUGAUGAGGAGGUUUGAGUUCUGUUCUGAAGAAUUUUAUGAGGAUGUGCAUACAGACUCUACAAAGUGAGUUCUUGAAGUUUGGAAUAGCAAGUUGCAAUUUCACAUCUCUAACCUCAUCAAUUCUUGAGAAACAAUCCCAUUUCAAUUCCAAGUGUUGAAGUGUAUUAUAAUUCAUGUAUUGGAUUUCAUUUGUAUAUCAUUCAAAUGUUUAAGCGGAUCUGAUGGUUCAACUAAUACCACAUUCAGAAGCAUUGAUAACAAAUUUCCCAUCAAUGGGGUUAAUUUUUCAUUCUUCAAUUUCCCAUCAAUGGGGGUGGGUAUGCCAGUUUGGCUUCCCUAGGGCUGAUUGAAGCUUAAUGUUGUAUAAGCAUCGAAUAGUCAUUGUCAUGACAAUUGAGCAUGAGGCCCACAGAGGCAAUGGGUUUCUCAUAGAAACCAUAAGGGUCUGCUUGUAUUUAUACUGUUAAGAUCUGAGACAAAUGUUCCAAGUGUUGAAGAAUAUAAAAAGGAAAAUAUUAGAGAGACCAAAUUUAGAUACUAACUUGUGCACUAUCUUUCUAAUAAAGCGUAGGACCCAUUAUAUUGGCCGACUUCACCUCUAUUAGAGAGAUGAUACAUAAGUUGGUAUCUAAAAUUGGUCUUCCUAACAUGACCCAAAAAGGAAAAUUAAAAUCAUAUAUAGUUUUUACUUUCGUUUAAUGUUUGACACCAUCUUUUAAAUUAUGAAAAACAAAUUGAAAGCUCACAUUUAGUUAUAUUUCCAUACAUCUCCCUUUUCCUGUGUGCAAAAUUUUUAUGGAAGAUUGUAUUUUCUACCAAAAACAAAAUCAGAGCCUCUCUUCCCUAUAAAUCUAGAGCAUUUCUCCAUUCUCAGAUCAUGUGCAUUUGAUGUCUUCUCUCCUUUGUUUUGCCUUGUUGCCUCCAUUCUUCCUUGUUUAGUCGUUAUAACUCUUUCUUUUUUUUUCAUUUUUGUUUUGUUUGUUAAUACUAGAGGAUUAGACGAGGUUAGCUCCCCAAUGAUGUUAACUAUCUCCCUAUCUCUUUCUCUUCGUGAAAAUAUAUAGGAGUACUUCAGAGAGCAUUUCAUCGGUACUCUCCACCUCCAUACAAGAAAAGGUGCCACUUGUAGCAAGUGAAAAUAAUCAUUCACAUAAUUUAUAUAGAGAUGUUGCCAAUUUCUCAUAGGUUUUUUUUAGUGACUUACUGGUCUGAUUGGUACAUAAGAAAAUUUUCUCUCUCAAAGAUUUAAGGUCCGAAACAUCAAAUCUUUCAAUCAUAGGUUGUUCUGCUGGCUUAGGGCCUUGACCAGUCACUCUCACAUAAUCGUUUUACACAAGUUCAAGCAAAGACAAAAAGAGUGCUGACGACGAUGAUUGGAGAUAUUUGGUCUCAUUUGAACUUUGCGAAUAUUUUUCUAAGGAUACAGAUAUUGAGAUGGUAAGUUUUUCUCUUUUUUAAAAAAUAAAUUAAAUUAAAUUAAAUAUUCUUGAAAGAGAUAAAGAUAAAGGAAAUAUAUGAAAAUGUCAGCGAUGAAGGACGGUAGGGGAACGAUGGUAGGAGGGAGGUGGAAGGAUGUGUAUGGACUAUUGUAGAAAAUGAAAACUAAAAACUAACAAUAACUCUAAGUUAUUUUUCAUUUUCUAGCUUUAAAUUUGUUUCAUUUUCAUUCUUUCACUAUGCAAUCUUGGUUUAUCUAUGCCUAGGCUGAGACGAGGGAAUUACAAGAUCAGCACCACAGAAUAGAAAAUGGAAUAAGUCUUCAUAUAUUGUUGAAUGUAGCAAUCAUAUUUCAGAGGUGAAUUGAGGACGUGAGCAUUCUUAGUUAAUUAAGGAGAUUUAUUUUCUUAAUUAGUUAAGGGAUUUACUUUCUUAUUUUAUAUAAUUGAUUAUCAUUGUAUAAUUAAGAGAUAUAUUUCUAAUUGAUUACUAUAUCUAUUUCGUUG